ACGGUAACUCAGAAUGUCCUGUUGUGUUUAGUUCAUCGUGUAAGGUAUACAUGUCAUUAUAAUUCCUCAGAUUAAUCAGAGCAGUGUGUCAAACAGGAGAGCUGAAAAGUGCUAAACAGUUAACCCCUUACAGCUUAUUGAGCAGCUCCACAGAACGUUUCUCCAGCUGGAUAAACGCGAGCACCUCCUCCCGGCAGGCUGAGCAAGGAGAGCGGCCCGUUGAGUGAAACGUGAGGAAUUUGGAAUGUAAAUGCUGUCUUUGAGAGCAGGAAUGUUUGAGGAGCAGCUUCCCCUCUCGCCCAGGACUCGCAUCACUCUCAGUCUGCAGUAGCAGGAAAAAAGAGGUUUUUGUGAGUUAGUUUUUUGGACAUUUUGUGUUAUUUUGUGAAUCAUGAAGCUGUUUAUGGUGGUGUUUUCCGCUCUGCUGUUCUGCACGUUGCUCUGUCAGCUCGUAAUGAGCCAAAAAGAGCCGAAGCCAGCAGGAGAUAAGAAGUUGAAAAGGAAACUGGAAGAGAAGAAGAACAAAAUCACAUCAGUGAAAAUUAAAUCAACGCCGCCACCCCAGCCACCGAGUCCCACACCAGCCCCACCGUACCUGAGCCGAGUUGUGGCGAAGGGGAAGUUUGAGAAGGUGGGGAAAACACUGUCGGUUCCAGCAGGGGAAACCCUGGAGCUCAGGUGUAAGGGUCGCGUUCAGUGGGACGUCCCGUCUUACCUACAGGAGGACGAUGAAGGACGACUCAGGACGGUGCAGCAGGUGCGAUAUGGAGCGCUGAUUUUAACCAAUUCUUCAGGAGCUGAUACAGGGGAGUACACCUGCUACCCGCUCUACUGUGAAGACUCAGAGUGCAGGAAAGAGUACAAUAAAGCCCUUAAAGUCUUUAUCUUCUUCCCCGACCCUCGGGAGCUCUUUGUGCCAUCCUCGGAUUAUUACGAGGUCGUCCAGCUCAGGAGUAACUGGCCCACGGUGUUGCCGUGUCAGGUAACCAACCCGCAGGCCAGAGUCACGCUGCACCGCGAGUUCCCGCCCGAGGAGGUGAAGGUGGACGGAUCUGAGAUCUCGUAUAAUGUGAUGCGUGGUUUCACCAUCCACAGGCCCAAAGCGCAUCACGCCGGCUCUCUGUACUGCGUGGCCAGCGUGGGGAGCCUGCGGCAGAGCUCCAUCAAGUACAUGCUCAUCUAUGUCAACUACCCGUCUUUUCCUCCUGUGCCCGCGAUCCAGGCCUCAGCAUCUUCAGUGGCUGUGGGUGUGAACCUGCAAGUCUCCUGCACCGUGGUGGGAGAACAGGACGUGACCGUGGACUUUACCUGGGAGUAUCCUGGACAGAAGAACGAUCGGCCGCUCUACACGCACGAGACCGCCCAGACGGUGCAGGUGGACGGACGCAGCCGGCAGCGCUCGCAGUCAGUCCUGCAGGUGGAUGAAGUGAGGGAGGUGGACGAGGGAACCUACACCUGCACUGCUCAGAACCUGCAGGGCUCGCGCUCCGUCUCCACCAACGUCACCGUGCAGAAGAAACGCGACAUCGCGAGACCACACACAACCUGAGGGCUGUGCAAGCAUCACAACCGAUCAGUCAUCAUUCACAGGACACGAGAUCGGCCACGUUAGGUGUCCGAAUUCCUCAUGAGCUAAUGAUCAUCGAUUAUCCAAACCAAAAUGUUCCGUAUCUCUAAAGCAAAAGGUACGACAGAAGGGUUUCAGAGAAACUGAAACCCGCAACUCAAUCUAAAAUCAGCUUUUUUUUUGGCACUUCCCUAUUUACAGAGGCUGAAGGAUAACACGUGAUUCCUCUGAGACACACGUGAAGCCUAACCAAUCUCUAACCCAUGCCGCUCAUAAGACAGGGGGAUUAAUCAGGUGCAGUCUGUUCUUUUCCAUACUGUACAUAAAACUCACUGACGCUCAUGAUUUUAUUAUAAUUGUCACUUUGAUUGGCAAGGGGCGUAGAGUAUGCCCCGCCUACUUUGAGAACAUGGCCAUUUUUUUCUCUUUUAGGAAUCAUGAUCCUUAACAUUUUCUUUAUAAGCUCUGUAUAUAAAUUAAAGGCUCGUCCUAAUAAAAAUGAGUUCAGGAUGGAGAACUACGUUGUUACAAAAACAAACAAACAAACAAGUAACAAGGCAGAAAUCAAUUGUUUAUCCAAGGCAGAGAGAGUAUUCUAUAUGUUUUAUUAGUUAUAUUUUGUGCUUAGCCUUUGGCACUGAUGAUUUAUUGAUUAUUUUUGUGCUUUUAUGUUGUUCUAUAUUCUGGAUAUUAAGCUGUUACUGUGUUUAAGCAGCGUAUCAGACCUGUACUGACUCCUGCUUCACACGAGCAUCAUGAUCAGCUGCUUUACUUAUGCUAAAUAAACUUAAUGCAAAAAAAAUAAUAAAGGAAACGCCCU
Molecule: messenger RNA, 2387 nt
Organism: Clarias gariepinus (North African catfish)
Lineage: Eukaryota; Metazoa; Chordata; Actinopteri; Siluriformes; Clariidae
Product: platelet-derived growth factor receptor-like protein
Exons: 6
Coding region: 392-1549 (385 amino acids)
Source: RefSeq, a predicted model, not a curated record